Salmo salar (Atlantic salmon) is the source of this 3930-nucleotide messenger RNA. It is a transcript of the gene klf7b, whose product is annotated as Kruppel like factor 7b. Gene Ontology annotation, molecular function: DNA-binding transcription factor activity, RNA polymerase II-specific; RNA polymerase II cis-regulatory region sequence-specific DNA binding. Gene Ontology annotation, biological process: regulation of transcription by RNA polymerase II. Lineage: Eukaryota; Metazoa; Chordata; Actinopteri; Salmoniformes; Salmonidae. The record is from RefSeq and is a predicted model, not a curated record.
GACAGCUAGCCCGAGCUACUCUCCCAGUCGCCUGAUGAAGCUACUGCAGGCAGCGGAAAAACCAACCUGGAAUUUAUACAGCGAAUAUUGCAAUCUGGCAAUGCGGAAAUAGAUGGACGUUUCAUGUCACCGAGCUGGCAUUCCACUCCUGGACUGAAGACUUGAGAGUUAGCGCCAGAGAAAAAAAGGAUUGCAAUUCAGAGACAUAAUAUUCAACUCUUCUUUUUCUAUUGUUUAUAGUGGUUCUUCUGUGUAUUAUUUAGUUCCAGUGGUAUAUAGCGCUAUACUCUCUGGUGCAUGGACAGACGCACAGAGGAGGAUCUGAAUUUUUUUUUUGUUAACCCCUAACCACACAAAAGUGGGGUUGUAUUUCUUCCGGUGGAUCAAAGUCAAUUAUUUUCAAAUCUUGCAUCAACAUGGACGUGUUGGCGAAUUACAGUAUUUUUCAGGAACUCCAACUCGUGCAUGACACUGGCUAUUUCUCUGCAAUGCCUUCGCUGGAGGAGAACUGGCAGCAGACCUGUCUGGAGUUGGAGCGGUACCUGCAGACGGAGCCCAAGCGUCUAUCAGAGCUGUUUGACGAGGAGCUCGACUGCCUCCUGACGCCUGCCUUCAUGGAGGGUGCUGACAGUGACCUGAUGGAUCCCCUGGACCCACUCCUCCCCAGCCUCCCUGACCAGCCCAGCCCCCCUCCCCUCCUCAUCUCCCUCCCCAAAGUCCUACAGGCCCCACACCUCCACAACACCAAGGCCUCUGAAAAAGAGUCUGGAGCAAAGACCACCAAGGAGGGGGUCAACGGGGUCAACGCUGCCCAGCUGAGUGCCGUCACCUCCCUCACGCCGCCCUCCUCGCCGGAGCUGGGCCGCCACCUGGUCAAGCCCACGCAGACUCUCACCGCUACAGCCGACGGCACGCUCACGCUCAAACUGGUGGCCAAGAAGGUUGGUCUGAACGCAGCCAAGCUGGUGGCCAUGCACGCCACGCUACCCUCGCCGCCCAGCAGGGGGGCACACAGCGACAGCGAGCAGGGGUCUGGGUCGCUGGGGGGAGACAUCCCUGAGAACAAGAAGAGAGUCCAUCGCUGCCAGUUCAACGGCUGCAGGAAGGUUUACACCAAGAGUUCUCAUCUGAAGGCCCACCAGAGAACACACACCGGUGAGAAACCGUACAAGUGCUCCUGGGAGGGCUGUGAGUGGCGUUUCGCCCGGAGCGAUGAGUUGACAAGGCACUAUCGCAAACACACAGGGGCCAAACCAUUCAAGUGUAACCACUGUGACAGGUGUUUCUCCAGGUCAGAUCACUUGGCGUUGCACAUGAAGAGGCACAUCUAAGAGAGAGGGAGGAGGAAAGCGAGGAAGAAGAGCGAGAGAAGGGAGAUAGGAGAGAAGAAGAAGUAGGCAGGAGGGAAGACGAACCACACACCAGCUCCAGCUCUCAUCAUCCCGAGGCUGUCCCUGCCACCUGAGACCUGACACUAGAAGCAUAGUAUAGGGGAUGACACGCUGGACGGAUGUAUGCCACGACCCGGGAUGGACGGAUGGUUGGCGAGGACAGAUGGAGUGAUGGAGGGAAAGAGAAGGAGGAGGAGGAGCUUGUUUUUUUUUUUAUUCACACUUCCGUGAUUCACACAUCUCUACUCAACAGUCUACAACUCUCCUUUAUUGCACCCUCUGAUUAGCCAUGCCUUGGUCUGAUCCACGCCUGGUAACUCAGACACUGCCAAACCAAUACGCUGAUCCAGUUACAACCCAUUUACACUCUACUGUUUAUUUUAUGUACAUUUAAACUAUAGAGCAACUUGGGAAAGGAGAUGGUUCACCCAGAAUAAACUGCUACAUUUUGACACGCCAAUCGUCAGUGACUUGCAGAAGCAACGAUGGGCAUCCCAAACCAUCAACAACUAUUGGCCAUUUUAUUCUGGUGUGCUGUUUCCCAAUCCCAUCACAAUGUUUUAGGGGUGUCUCUACCCUCACCAAGCCGUGUGAAAUAACAACAAUGCCAGAAUAGCGAGAAGAGAGAGACCAAUGGAACUAGUGGCCAAUCCGUCAGUGGCGCCCCCGUCUGUGGGAGGAGGGUCUGACACUUAAGAGAGUGAGCUCUGUGACCGUGAUGCGGACUUCCUAGGCUCUCCUGUAGGAGGCGCUCUGCUCUCCUCUCUCACCUUCACUCCUGCCACCUCACAGGCAACAUCUAACAAAUGCGCAGCGACACUUUCUUGCCUUUGUUUUUUAAAGACAAUUAAUUAUUAUGAUUAAGAAUAAAGGUCUGUUUUCUCUCAGCUGAAAUGUCUUAAAAAUUCACUGAAGGAAAAAAACUAAAACAGUUUAUGUACAAACGAAGAACGAUGUGCACAUUCAAGGGAGGAACAACGAAUGAACUUACCCCAACCCGAAUGCACAGGCUAAACUCAGUAGCCGCUAUCUGGCACUGAUAGCUAAGAAGAUGGAAAAACAAAAAAGAAAUCACAUGAACGCUGAAAGAAAAAGGAUUUGUAUUGUUGGCCUGAUAUGAAAGGAAAGGCCGUCUGUUAUCCACUCUGUGUUUUUCUCCGAUGUGAUCCAGCUGAAAACAAACCUUGGCGGGACCUUCGAGGCUUCAUCACCAAGCCAGGACCAGAACAGAACAGAAAACUGGAAAAUGUUUGCUUUGUUUGUGUGGAUUGUGGAACUCCACCAUGGAAACCCCUAUCUCCUCCAGUAUGGAGGGGCCUGGGAGGCUGGUCUGCUGUGACCACAUCCCCUAUUUGGGAGACUAGGGACCUGAUAGGCUACUGGACAUGAAUCUGGGUAUUAGAAAGGACAACUUGGCCUCAUCAUCCCAGAGGGACUUGCCUGUUUCGUAUCCAUUGUCUGCACUGACUUUUUCAAUGUUAUCUGUGCUUUUUUUCAUACAGUACAACAAAAAAAAAUUAAAAAAUUAUACAAAUAAAAAAGACUGCAUAAAAAUACUAAAAAAAAUACUACACAAAAAAAACUAUUCCGUCUCUCUCACACCGUACAGGCACGUAGACACACACCAACACACAGAACAGCUUCUUUGCUCAUGGCUCCACUUUGAGAUAAGGAAAAUAUAUGAUUGAGUUAAUGAACAGAGCUGGAAAGCAAAGCACUGCAUGGCAGCUUCUCACACUCGGAUCGCUUCCCGGAAUCAUUUGUUCUGCUCCAAAUUUUUCACAGUAGGAUUUUUUAGCAAUUGUUGUUUUGUAGAUGAAGAUCUGAUUCCGCUGGAGGUAACGGCUUUGAAGUGAGAAAACGAGCUCAUUCUCAUGUUCAAACAAUCUCAGUCUCUGUAUGUUAACAAUCAGCUUCAACAGCAUGGGACCAGAUUCCUCUGCCCCAGGUCUAUGAAGUCUUACAUAGCCUUGCAAUCAGGGCAUUAAUACCAAUACCACUGUCACUAAUACUGUCACGAUUACUGUACCCACGAACUUCCCCUCUUACAUAAACCCUGGCCUCCUCACAUCAGUUUUAAUGGCUGCUGUAUCAGAAUAGAUGCCAUUACUGUCUCUAUAGUAAUGUGUGUGUUUCAGCCUUGCCAGACUCUCCUAGAUGGUCCCAGAACUGCCCUCAGGGGGGCCGGUGGAGCUCAGAACAAUCGAUACCAAAAACCUCCAGCGCGGAACUGCCCUCGAGCCACGGGCAGGGUCUGGCACAGAACACAGCGGCAUCUGGGAAGCCGACCGUCUCCAUACUAGGCCUCUUAGCUCCACCGCGGCAGCUUUCUCUACAAACACAAAACAAGACAAGUCUCUCGACAACAAGACGAUGUAAAACAAGACAAGUCUCUCGACAACAAGACGAUGUAAAACAAGACAAGUCUCUCGACAACAAGACGAUGUAAAACAAGACAAGUCUCUCGACAACAAGACGAUGUAAAACAAGACAAGUCUCUCGACAACAAGACGAUGUAAAACAAGACAAGUCUCUCGAC